This is a messenger RNA of Microthlaspi erraticum, 954 nucleotides long. The record is from the annotation of a GenBank genome assembly. Lineage: Eukaryota; Viridiplantae; Streptophyta; Magnoliopsida; Brassicales; Brassicaceae.
AUGGUUCUCCUGUUGAGUGAGUUUAGGUUAUGUUUGAUGCGCAUCAAUAACCUUAGGGUUUCACCUAUAGAGGUCAAACGCCAACUUAACCUAAUUGACCCUCGUUCUAGCUUAAACCAAAUCAAGAUUUCUCAAGUCUUUCACUGCGACGGCUUACUGUUAUGCGUUACCGGCGAUAGAAUCCCUAGGCUCGUGGUUUGGAAUCCGUGUACUGGUCAAACAAGAUGGAUCGAGAUCAAUCCUUUUAGGAAAGCCGCUACGUAUGCUCUUGGAUUUUACCAAGACAAAACGUCCAACGUUGAUUAUAGCUACAAAAUAUUGAGUGGCAUGGUUUAUAGGCCUUCUAACAACAAACAAGAAUUCCAAGUUUAUGCGAUGAAGUCUAAUUCAUGGAGGGAUCUUGAUGCAACUUUGGACUUCAUCAUUAAGGAACUUGAUCGGGGCGUGUCUUUGAAGGGAAAGACUUACUGGAUUGCUGAUGAUAUAAUAAGUCUGGGACACAAAACAUUCUUGGUAAGUUUUGACUAUUCAACAGACAUAUUUGAACAUCUAUGUCUUCCGCAACAGUGUUCUAGGUCUGAAACUCUGUCUCUGUCCGUUGUUAGAGGAGAGAAACUUUCGGUGUUAAUACAACGUGAACAUGAAAAGAAGACAAAUAUAUGGGUGUCAAAUAAGAUUGGUGAGACCGAAGUGGUGUCGUGGAGCAAGGUCUUAGCAGUAGAUUUAGAUUUUUAUAUGCCUGUGGAUGGCAGAAGUUUCCUUGUCGAUGAGGAGAGAAAAGUCCUCGUGUGUUGUAGUUUGAACUUCCGUGUACACAUCGUUGGAGACGACAAUAAUGUCAGAGAUUACGCAGUUACUACGUCAUUGUAUCCGAUAUCUUUGUUUAGUUACGUGCCAAGUUUGACUCAAAUCCAGCAAGAUAGCGGAGGCAAAAGAAAAAGAGGCGACGAAUAA